This is a messenger RNA of Wickerhamiella sorbophila, 1170 nucleotides long. RefSeq names its product GTP cyclohydrolase-2. Gene Ontology annotation, molecular function: GTP cyclohydrolase II activity. The transcript has a single exon. The record is from RefSeq and is a predicted model, not a curated record. Bases 1 to 1170 code for a protein of 389 amino acids. Gene Ontology annotation, biological process: riboflavin biosynthetic process. Lineage: Eukaryota; Fungi; Ascomycota; Dipodascomycetes; Dipodascales; Trichomonascaceae.
AUGAAAAAUACACACAACCGUCGGUUUUCACUAGAUUCACUCACCAUUGAAGACGUAAUUGACUGGAGCCUGGACUCCUCGUCCCCCUGCUCGUCGAACGACGGCUGCCCUACCGUCAACGGUCAUUCUAAGCGGCUGUCGUUAGUAAUGGACUUGAUGAGAAAUCCGGACCUAGCACUUUCCCCGGCUUACAUGCAACAAUCCAUGGCAGAUCCGGCGACCCCUGGUGGCACUAAUGGAGACAAUAUGCUGAGCUCUAUGAGUAUGGUGUCACCGCCGUUCACUCCCAGUGAAAGUACUGUUAACCUAGCGGCAGAGGUCCAGCAUGACCCGGAGUUUGUCCUUUCGGAGCCCCGACUAUCUGUGAGCGAGGUCCAGCGGGUGCAGAGCCAGCUUGAGGAGCUUCCUAGAGUUGUGUGCGAAAGCCGUGCUCGUAUUCCUACGACGUCCGGUACGGAAAUGUUUCUGCACGUUUAUUCGAAUAAUGUCGACAAUAAAGAGCACCUAGCAAUUGUCUAUGGCGAAGACAUCCACUCAAAAUCCUUAUUCGAGGCUCGUCCUGGCGAGACUGAACAGGACCGCAUGACUCGCGGCGCCUAUACAGGACGACUAUACCCCGGUCGGACUAGCAGCGUCGAACCCAAGCAACCAUUGCCAGCAAAGUCCGGUGAGACACUGGUGCGCAUCCACUCUGAAUGCUACACUGGCGAAACCGCAUGGAGCGCUCGCUGUGACUGUGGCGAGCAACUCGAUGAAGCUGCAAGACUCAUGGCUCUUGAGGGCCGUGGCUGUAUUGUGUACCUGCGUCAAGAGGGCCGAGGCAUUGGACUAGGCGAGAAAUUGAAGGCGUACAACCUGCAAGAUCUUGGCGCCGACACUGUCCAGGCCAACUUAAUGCUGCGACACCCAGCAGAUGCUCGUUCUUUUGCCAUGGCCACUGCCAUUCUCGUCGAUCUGGGCCUUGUGAAUAUCCGACUCUUAACCAACAACCCAGACAAAAUCGCCGCCGUAGAGGGCAAAAACAACGAAGUGCAUGUGACCCAGAGAGUGCCCAUGGUUCCGCUCUCAUGGCAAAAGAAAGGAGGCUUUUCAAGUAAAGAAGUCGACAAGUAUCUGGAAACCAAGGUCAACCGCAUGGGUCAUUUGCUGGAUCUGGGUGAUCGCAUGUGA